Messenger RNA from Rotaria sp. Silwood2, 1095 nucleotides. NCBI's taxonomy places the organism in Eukaryota, Metazoa, Rotifera, Eurotatoria, Philodinida, Philodinidae. The record is from the annotation of a GenBank genome assembly.
AUGAUCUCUGCUUCGGUCAGUGCCUAUACUGCGCCUGCACUUAUGACCGUUUGUUUACUUACUGAUUAUUGGAUAUAUGGAAAACAAACAAGAUUACCACAAAAUCAAAUAGUAAAAGCGGGCGAUACAAAAAUUUUAAAUUAUACUUAUCAUCGAAUUGGUCUUUGGCGAGAAUGCAUGAGAGAAGCAAUAGAUAUUCCGUAUACAUGUGAGAUAGUUAAAUAUUCGAAAACAGAAGCAAAAUUAGAAAAAGGUUUUAAAGCUGUAUCAUAUCGAUCAGCACCAAGUAUGGCUUGUUUUAUAGCUGCAUCUGCUCUUUUAAUAUUGGCUAUUUUUUUGUUUACUCGUGGUCUUUGUUUGCUAACAAUGGUUGGUGUUACCUUAUACGUUUCAAUUACAACUGAAGAAUCCGUUAAAAUUGAUCAAGAGGUUCAGGUGAUGUAUUGUUUCUAUGGAUAUUCAUUCCUGUGUGCCAUUUUAUCAUUUGUUUUGCAAGAAUUAACUGGUGUUUUAACUGUUUAUUGGUUUAUUUAUCGAUUUCGUGCACUUGUACGUAAACAAGAAAAAUUACGCGAACGAACUCGUCAACUUAUGGGUAAUUGUUUAUCAAUGACAACUGCUUUACCAUUAAACCUUGCUUCAAUGUCUCCAAUGAAUAAUAAUACAACAUCGACAGCAAAUCGUUCAAAUCAAAAUCAUGUACGUUAUCAACAUGCACCGAAUGAUGCAUCAAAUCCUUUAGUACAUAAACAACAACAACAAAGAAGACGUAUACCAUUUGAUAAAUCGUAUUCACCGCAACCAUUACAGCGAAUUGAUAAAGUACAUUACACAGCAAUUGCACCGGUACGAUCACCAACACUUACUUAUGGAGAUUAUUGUCGUGUUCUAAUUCGUACCGAAGAUAUGGAUUUACUUACACAAAUGGUUAAAUCAAAAUCUCAAGCACAAUUAUUAGCCAAUUCAAGACCAACAACACCAGCCCCCACAAUUAAUACAAAAAUCUCAGCAAAUUCACAUAUAUCAAGACAAAAUAAUGAUAAUACAACACGACGAAAUACAAGAAAAGGCGUUAAACGGACUACAUCUGUUUAA